UAUCCCAACUAAUAUGUGGUGAGUUUCGUUUGAAUGCAUAAAGUUUUCGUUUCGUGCUAUAAAUAUCUAGAGCUUAGAAAAAUUUAUACAGCUAGAUAUCGGAUUUAUCGAUGAAUGGGAUUCUGUAUAGUAGAGAAUUCGGUUCUCAUCUGCAUAUAUCGAUUGACAGUAAAAGUUAUAAAUAAGCAAUUGUUUUUAAAUAAAGCAGACAAGAACAAGAAUUAGUGUGAGUGAGUAGUCAAAAGUUAUCAAGAUGUAAAUCCAUCGACUCAAAACUUAAGGAUUUAUUGUGGAAUAGUCGAAAAGGAACAAGAGAUGAAUCAAAACAAUAAUAACACCUGGGAUGCGGAGCAAGACGAGAAUGCAGAUAAAAUAAAUGGAAAUCAAGAAGAGUUCGAUUCAAAAAUCAUGGAUAAGUCCGGUUAUCAACAUUUACAAAACGAAGGAUUGCCCACAUUGACACAUGGAUUAGUGACAACUGUUCCACAAAAUUUAGCUAAUUUCAAGCUUGGCGACAAGCACGCUCCUACCAGAAACAGCUUGAGACAUAGCAGAAUGAUUGUUUUGAAUAAGGCACCUAGAGUGCCUAUUGAAUUCUUGCCGCCAAUCAUAACAUACCAUGAUAGAGCUAAAACUGUGAUGUGGAUUAUUCUGAUUAUUGGAAUCAUAAUGUCUUUUCAAUGUUCAAGUCAACAAAUUUAUGCUCCAAAUUCAAGACCCCAGCUGAAUCCCUUUUAUACAGCAGUACCGAUUCUACUAUCAGGUAUCUUUGGAUUUGUUCAUCUCACUUGCUGUAGAAAAGAAUAUCCCGGACUACGGAGAAACGCCUGUGAAGGCUUUAUCAAGAUAUUCAGCAUAACCACCAGCAUAGUUGCCUCAGUAACCUCAUCCGUUUACGUUCUUAAUGGCUUAAUCCACUUGGUUUCUUUCUUCUACUUGGACUGUGCCCCACCAGACUCUCUAACAGCAACCUGCAUAUGCCGUUUAGAAGAUAAGGAGAUGGUGAAUUCCAUCCUCAACAAUAGUUGGAACUAUGUAGAUUUGAGUUGUUUUGAACUUUUCCAUGUCUUUAACGCAAUCAUUGGAUUAACCAGUUUCACUUGUUUUGUAAUAAUUUGUUUGGAAAUUUACUAUCUUUCUCUACACUGGGGUAGUUUUUCCAGACGUAAACGAGAGAAACGAUAUGAUUUUAUUUGAAGACAUGUUAAUUGACUAAAAUUAUUACAAGAAGUUAAAGCGAUAAAGAAUGACAAUGUUUCUACUUAAGGAUGUAACCAAUGCAUCUAUUUUUAUACCAAAUGGUUGAAUUCGUACUUAGGCUUAUGUGAAAUCAAAUAUUUUAUGUGAUAAACUAUUUUUAUAGAUGUGUGUUAGAUUUUAUUGUACAGAUAUUUUCAAAGUUGAGAAUCACUGAAAUGAUAUUGUGAUAGUAUAAACGAUAAAUACUGUUGAAUAAAUCAAAUAUUUAUCUGUUA
Harmonia axyridis is the source of this 1475-nucleotide messenger RNA. RefSeq lists its product as uncharacterized. The record is from RefSeq and is a predicted model, not a curated record. The transcript has 5 exons. NCBI's taxonomy places the organism in Eukaryota, Metazoa, Arthropoda, Insecta, Coleoptera, Coccinellidae. The coding region runs from base 316 to 1197 and encodes 293 amino acids. Gene Ontology annotation, cellular component: dystrophin-associated glycoprotein complex; sarcolemma.